AUGUCAAAUGAGCUGCUACAGAAGGCGCACAAUCUAUUUUUCUAUGUAAUAGGUUAUGUCGCUGACUUACGCAAUCAUCCUGGAAUCGUUUAUCAUCGUAGUGGUAUUCCAAUUGUAUUAGCUGGCGAUGAUCCAGGAAGUUUUGGCUAUAAUUACUUGACUGUUGACUUUUAUUUGGCUUCUAUAGCAUGGGGUUUGAAUCUAGCUGAUUUAAAACAAUUUGCGUGGAAUUCUAUACAAUAUAGUACAGUUCCCGAGAGCCGUAAAACAGAAGGAUUUAUGAAAUGGACAAACGAAUGGAACUUAUUUAUCGAUUAUGCAUACGACUUAGCGUGUAAUCAAACCUUCACUAACGUCGUGCAUGUAUCCACUAUAUUUCCUUCAUAUGGCCCAAAGAAUUUAUCAAUAAAUGUGACACUGUAUGGAACUGGAUUUGAAAACACAUUAUGUAAAACAAUCAUUUGUAAAUUUGGUGAUAGAGAAACGGAUGGUAUAUUGUUUGAUAUAAAUGAAAUAAUAUGCCCUUCACCUCUUAUGAAAGACAACGUCUUAUCUGUGCCAGUUUCAAUUGUGAUUGACAAAAAUACAAUUGCCACGAAUUUCAAUUAUGAAUUUGUCUCAUCAAUACUUGUGAUAGACGACAACAUUAACAUUCCUUCAUCUCAAGUUGUAACUGCUGUCAAUCUCAAUAAAAAAUUGAUGAUUGGAAUUUUGAUAUUAGUUUCAGCAUUAUCGACUGUAUAA
Didymodactylos carnosus is the source of this 744-nucleotide messenger RNA. NCBI's taxonomy places the organism in Eukaryota, Metazoa, Rotifera, Eurotatoria, Philodinida, Philodinidae. The record is from the annotation of a GenBank genome assembly.